GACAAUCCGUCGCACAGCCUGGUCGGGCUAAGGGACCUCAGGCUCUGAGGCCUAGUUCAGUAGUUGGUACAACUUACAACUUACAAGGAUAGUCUGUCAGAGAGCAUGGUUGGUGCAGAGAUGCUGUCACAAGAUAGCAAGCUGCUUCUGAGGAACAUAGUACGACAUACUGAAACUCAUAACCGGAUUACGGAGGAGCAGGAAAUGUGGAGACAGCUGAAAGCCGAGAAACGGGAAGCCAAAGCCAGGAAACGGAAACAUGCAAGUAAAGAUAGAUGCAGAGACAGUAGACAUGUGUCUCACAAGAGUUCGAAACACACUCUUGGGUCCACUUCUAGUCCGUCAUCAGCAGAAAGCAGCCGGGAUUUCGGAAAACAUUCAAAUGACUUAUAUUGGACACAAAAGCUAAUGCAAUUUGAGGGGACGAACAGAGACAGGUGGGGUCAUAGUGGGUAUAAGGAACUGUAUCCUGAAGAGUUUGAAACAAGACUGAAAAACGGCAUUUCACCUCCUGAAGAGCAAUCUAAAGAUUGUCAAGAUGACCACAAAAAGGGUAUUAAAAGAUGUAAAAGAAGAGAGUCAUUCUCAAAUGAUAGGCAGCACAAGAAACACAGCAAAUCUCAUAAAAACAGUAAAAAGUGCAAAAGUUCCAAAAAGAGUAAAACCAAGACUAAGGGUACGAAAAAAGCAAAAGUACUGAAAUCACAUGACCGCAAGCACAAUAAAACUUGACCGUGAUAUGAUUAUGAUUUUAAAAUUUUUUGCAAUAGAAUCACCAAUAAAAAUUAUUGUGAGUAGUUAUAGUUGAAAAUUGUUAGUAUAAAAUAUUUUUAUCCUACAUAACCAAGCCUUUACUUGUCUGGUAACUAACUGCAAUGAAAUUGCUGGCAAUUGUGUGGCAAUCACUGUUGUUUUCUUCCUAACACACUUCGAUAGUGGACAAGAUGUCAUAUGGUCUAGGUAUACUAGGUAUACUAGGUAUACGGACAUUGUACAUAUUAGAGAGUCAGAUUUCAUAAUCGAGCCAUAGACUAGUAUACUAUGUAUUUAUUAUGUCUUCAAAUAUAUUUUUGUUUAGGCAGUAUUUGUGGUACAUCGAUAUUGUGCAAAAAGAAGAAAACAAUUUGUAUAAUAAAAAUUUCAACACGUUAAAAACA
Priapulus caudatus is the source of this 1157-nucleotide messenger RNA. RefSeq lists its product as uncharacterized. Bases 106 to 732 code for a protein of 208 amino acids. NCBI's taxonomy places the organism in Eukaryota, Metazoa, Priapulida, Priapulimorpha, Priapulimorphida, Priapulidae. The transcript is spliced from 2 exons. The record is from RefSeq and is a predicted model, not a curated record.